Messenger RNA from Ooceraea biroi (clonal raider ant), 2604 nucleotides. RefSeq names its product Leucine-rich tendon-specific protein (gene Lrt). Lineage: Eukaryota; Metazoa; Arthropoda; Insecta; Hymenoptera; Formicidae. Gene Ontology annotation, molecular function: protein binding. Gene Ontology annotation, cellular component: plasma membrane. The record is from RefSeq and is a predicted model, not a curated record.
AACGAUCCUUUCCAGGAUGCCGAAACCAUUUCGAGAUCUACUCGUGUUAGCAUUGAUAAUGACGACGUCAUGUCUCAACGUGACAGAGGACGACACUACGACAACGUCAACGGAAACGUUCAGCUCGGCGAUGAAAUCGAGCACUCUCGACACAACGACAACAACGACGAGGACGAUGACGACGACAAUCGCCACUGUAGCAUCAACAUCGUCAACGACUGUGAUAGCGCAGGACGAUAGCGUCUCAAAAAAUCAUUCUAACGUAUCGUCACCGUCUUCUCCUGACGUCGCGGUUUGGGAGUGCCCAAAUAUCACAAAACCGGGCGUGGAAUGUUCCUGCGACUUUCCUCACACGCUCAGGUGCACCGGUGAUAGAACGGCGCUGCAGGCCAUUAGCGAACAUCUGAAAUGUAGCCGACCGGACACGAUAUCGUUACUAGACCUAACCGUAACAGGAAUCUCUGUGUUGCCGGCGCGCUUCCUCGAAGAUGUUGCUCUUCAUGGACUGGUAGUCUCUACUGGCGAGCUGAAACGCGUCCACGAGAACGCGUUUACCGCAUUGGCGCGACCGUUGCAAGCACUCGGACUACCCAACAAUCUUCUGGAUUCAGUUCCCACGGCCGCACUGUCGCACCUCGUCGGUCUGGAUCGAUUAGAUUUGUCGCACAACAAGUUGAAGACUUUAGAAGCUGAUUCAUUUACGGGAUUAUUGAGCCUGACUUAUCUGGAUCUGUGCGACAAUCUGCUGUCGCAGUUAUCGCCGCAAGUCUUCCUGGCUUUACCGGAAUUGCGCUCGCUAAGGAUGCGCGGAAAUCGCCUGAGCGUUUCCGCCCUCUCCGCGCUGAGAGGUCUGAUACGCUUGGAGGAACUGGACCUAUCGAAUAAUUUGCUGUUGGGUCCGAUGGGUCCGAAUCUGUUGCCGCAAAUGCCCAGAUUGCACUUCCUCACUGUGUCGGAGAACGGACUCAUCAAUGUCCAACAAGGAGCUCUUAUGGGUCUUAGGAAUCUCACGUAUCUGAGUUUAAGUCACAAUCAGAUCGACGUAUUAGAAGACCACUCGUUCAAGUAUCUGUCGACUCUAACGCGACUGAACCUGGCGAAUAAUCGCAUCGUCGCCGUGUCCAGCGCCUCCCUGGCGCACCUGGAGAAGCUGACCACCCUGGACCUGACGCACAAUUUUCUGCGAUCGUUGACGGCCGACCUGGUGGUGCCGUUGACGAGUUUACAAGACUUGCGGCUGGACGACAACGACAUCACGAUGGUGGCGAAUGAUGUGCCGACGUCGAAGUUGCGCCUGAAACGGCUCUCCCUCGCCGACAAUCCGCUCAACUGCGACUGUACCCUACUGGAGUUCGCCAAUUGGCUGACAAACUCCAGCUUGUUGGAGGAGGACAAGUCGUCGGCGGUGUGCGCCACACCGCCCGCUCUGGAGAACGGUAUUCUCACGCAAGUUCCGCCGGGCAGUCUGCUCUGCGGCGAGCCAACGCCGCCCAUGACCCGGGUGCCGUUGGCAGGCGCACAGCUGACCCUCAAGAAGUUCGAUUACGACGAGUCGACCGGCAUCAAUCUGCUCUGGCACGUGGAGCAAUGCGUCGAGCAGUACACCUGCGACUCGCUGAUCGUCUACGAGACGAUCGGCGACAGUGAGAUUCAGACGGAAUCCAGCCCGCUCCACUGCGACUCCCGGAUGAUGCGAGACCCCUGCACCUUGCCAAUCACCAUACCGGCCUCGCUGCACCUGCAGCUAGGCCACAAGUACCGCUACUGCGUGGUUCUGCUGGUGCCCACCGUCUACGACGACGUGUCUCUCGGCCUGGGCUGCAGCGACGUCAUCGUCCUGCAGAAGACUCAGCGGCAGGAGCAGCAGUACGUGAGGGAAGCAGACUUGCAUCCAGCGGUGUCCACGCAACCACCCGACAGCUCCUACUCGCGGAUCACCAGGAUCCACGUGAACGUGUCGGACAAGGGCUACCUGCACGUCGACGUGGUUCUCUCUAGACUGAAAGAAACGAGCUCCUGCCAACUCUCCGUCGUCGUGUUCAACGCGGUCUCCACGGUGCAUCGCGAGAGAUUCAACUGCAGUUCCGCGUUCGUCACCGACGUGGAGGUGUCGUUGCCGGGUUACUACAGGGUGUGCGCUAGCCUGGACGAGCUCACCGACGUCGUCGUCGCCGCUGGUGACCUGGUGGACGACCGCGAAAGGUUCCGCUGUGUCGAGGUGAUUGAGCAAGGCUACAGGAGGCAGAACGCCGAAGCGUUGAUCGUGAUAGCUGUGAUCGCCGCUACCGGUAUCGUUCUCAUCACUCUUGCCAUACUCGGUAGAAGCCUUGCCAGGCGGCUGCGGCAUCCCAGAAUACAGGCGCAGUGCUUCCUGCCGGCUCAAGAAUUUGAAAUUACUCACAAAGCGCACUACAUCAAGCUCCUGGCAACGACGAAGGUUUAACGAAUCAGCGUUAAUAAUGAAUUUAAUAUUGCUCUCAAAAUCCAAGUUUUGAGAAUUCAAGAAUGGGAAUGUAACAAAACUCGCACCUUUUUCUUUCUGAUUUUUUUUUAGUGGAAUUAGGCUUGUAAUCUUAUUUUAUUUUUUAUUUUGUAUCUUUUAUG